Molecule: messenger RNA, 5015 nt
Organism: Homarus americanus (American lobster)
Lineage: Eukaryota; Metazoa; Arthropoda; Malacostraca; Decapoda; Nephropidae
Gene: CLIP-190
Product: restin homolog
Exons: 25
Coding region: 149-4888 (1579 amino acids)
Biological process (GO): cytoplasmic microtubule organization
Cellular component (GO): microtubule plus-end; nucleus; cytoplasm
Molecular function (GO): microtubule plus-end binding
Source: RefSeq, a predicted model, not a curated record
AAACGGUGACAACAGCGGCUUCCCUUUCAAACGAGCCAAGUCCCCACUGCGAGAGAACGGUCUGUCCCCGUCCGUGUUGGUGGAAAAAAAGGCUGAUCCAGAGGAGCCCUUCCUUCCUUUCACCUUCCCCGACCUGCCAUCCUACAAGAUGCCCUCCCAAAGGCGCUUCAGUGAGGAUGUUAACUUCCGCCGGCCACUGGCUACACUUCACGAGGAUGAGGUGGUGGCCAGGCGACGCUUCAGUGAGGAUGUUCGCAAGAAGUCCUUCGACACGAGCGGCGUCAUCGACGACAUCCACAAGCACCAGCGGCGUCUGUCUGAGGCUGGGGUCCGCCGCCUCUCUGACGCCUCUAUUGUGUUGACCGAGGAUACUGACAGUUUCAUCAUCGGAGACAGAGUAUGGGUGGGUGGCAGCAAGGGCGGCGUCAUCUCUUACAUUGGAGAGACACAGUUUGCACCAGGAGAGUGGGCUGGUGUUACUCUUGAUGAUCCUAUCGGUAAAAAUGAUGGAAGUGUGGCAGGUGUGCGCUACUUUCAGUGUGAGCCUAAAAAGGGAGUGUUUUCACGACUUACUCGACUCUCUCGUACUCCUCUCACCGACCAAGACAUAGAGAUCCUGACUUCACGAUCAUCGACACUUGGGUCAGACUCUCCAAAAGCCAAUGGAACACCAGCAGCAAGCGUGGCCUCUGGCCCCACCACAACCACACGUAAGGUCACACCAGCUAGUCCUCCAGCAAACAGUAAACCUGCUACUGUUGCAUCUGUUAAGUCAAGCUCUCCUGCACCUGCUUCUACACCCAAGAAAGCUUCUAGUUCCACCCCAGCUUCGUCUUCACCCGAUAUGAAAGUUGGAGAUCGUGUAGUCAUCGCUAGUGCUACAGGUGUCCGACAUGGUGCCCUACGCUUUGUCGGCAAGGCAGAUUUUGCUGAGGGUGUCUGGGCUGGCGUGGAAUUGGAUGAACCUACUGGGAAAAAUGAUGGGUCAGUGGCUGGCAAAAAAUAUUUUGAAUGCAAAGACAAGUAUGGACUCUUUGCUCCUAUUGCUCGUGUGAGCAAGUUCACUGGUGGGUCAGCCACUCCUCGUCGGACAUCUGUAAUGCCCCAGACUCCCCGAUCCACUGUCCGUCGAUCCAACAGCAGGGAGUCACUAGGUGGAUCAUCGGUUGCAUCAUCCACCACUUCAUCUAUCCGGGGUACCAGGGUAAGACUUGGCGUCACAUCCCUCACACCAGGCCAGAGACCAACUAGGACUUCCACAUCAUCAGUUCCCAGCACCAAGGCUCUCCAGGAAGCACUAGCAGAAAAGACACAACAUGUGGAUCAGCUCAUGCGUGAACGAGACAUGGAAAGAGCCGAGGUGGCUCGAAUGGCUGCACAGGCAGAUGAAGCUACCAGAGCAGCACAUGAAAUGAGAGCACAGCUUGAUCAGUUGCAAGUUGAAUCGGAAGAACGUUUACAUGAUUUUGGGGAGCGAAUUCGCAGUUUGGAGAAGGAAAGAGAAGAUUUCCUCACGAAACUUGAAGAUAAACAAAGAGAGCUUGAUGAUUUAGCUUUCAGGUUAGAGGAGGAAUCCAUCACAAAGGCUGACUUGGAGAGUCAGAACACAACAGAUGGGGAGAAAAUUAAAGAAAUGAAAAAGGAACUGGAAGAUGCGAGACGGAAGCUGAAGGAACGAGGAACAGUCGAGGCAAACAGAGCAUUUGAAAUGGAAGAGUUAGAAAUAAAUCUUCGAGCAAGUGUAGAAGAGCUGCAGGCAAGAAUAAUGGAUAUGGAAGGAGAAAAAGAAACAAUGGAAAAUAAGUUAUCUAAACAGAUGGAACAACUCAAGAAUUUAGAGACUAACAACGAAGCCCUGAAGAAUGACAUAAAUGAACGGGAACAAAAGAUCAAGUUAAUGGAGUCCAGCAGGGAUGAAGACCAGGUCCGUUCUAGAGAGAGGUCUACAGAAAUUACUGAGAAAGACUCGAGAAUACGAGAGUUACAGCUAGAGCUGGAUAAAAACGUGAAGGAAUUGACUGAUGCAUCACAACAAAUAGAGGCUCUCUCAAAGGAAACAACAAAGGAAAGAACUGAAAAAGAAGCCUUACAAAAAGAUAUAACAGAGAUCCAGGAACAGUUGAAGUCAGGGUCAUCAGAAGUCUCGGAUCUCUUAGGUGAGAUAAGCAAACUGAAGGAACAGCUUAGAGGAACAACCAAUCAACAUCAAGAAGCCACAGAAAAGAUUGCGUCACUGGAGAACCAUAAGUCAAAGAUAGAGGUGGAGCUGCAGACUGCCAUUUCUACAGUAACUGACACUGAAAAGAAGCUCACUCAAGUUACUUCAAACUUUAAACAGAAAGAGGAGCAGUUACAAAAUUUCAUGGUGACUCUUCAGAAAACAGAAACAUCUCUUAAAAGUGAAGUGGAAGCAAGAGCAGCUGAGAGUGAGGCAGCAGGAAAUAAGUAUUUAGUGACGGAAAGAGAAUACAAUCAGAAAUUACAGGAAUUGAAAGAACAAAUUAAAACUAUGGAAACCAGCAUUACAACAAAAUCGGCAGAGAUUGGUGAAUCUUCCCGACAGCUGGCAUCAGCAGAGUCCAAAAUUGCAGCUCUGGAAGAACAGAGAGAUCAGUUGAAGGAGCAGGUCAAUGCAAGCCUCUCAUCAUCAUCUGAUUCCUCCCAACAACUCACCAAUCUGAACAACCAGUUACAAGAAAAAGGUAAACAGUUAGAGAAGGUCCAAGAGGUGCUUCGUGAAAAAGAAUCUGCAUUAUCCCGAGAGCAGGCAGCCAGAGCAGAUGAUAACAAUUGUGCUAGUAAACAGCAGCAACAAGAAAAAGAUAAAUAUCAUGAGGAAUUAAAGCAGAUGAAGGAUAAGAUCAUGGAAAUGGAAGUGAAGAUAGGUACUAAGACAAAAGAUAUUGAGAAUCUUAGGAAACAGCACGUAACUGACCAAGAAGAACUGACAAAGAGAAAGGACCUGGAGCUUUAUGAGCUGCAGGAACAGGUGUUACUCAAGGAAGGAGAAGCAUCUGAAUUGGAGGAAAAAGUCAAAAGCUUGGAGAGCCAAGUAAGUGCCAUGACCAGUGCAUCUGUUGACCGAGAGGGAAGCAUGGAGAAGGCCGUGGCUGACCUACGAGCAGAGAAGGAUCGUCUGGUCAAGGAGAAAGAGGAGGUAUUUAAGAAAAAAGCAGAAAUAGAAGAACAGCUCUCUGCUCUGGAUAAGGAAAACCGCAAAUUACGCACCGAACGGGAGGAAAGCUUGUUAGCUGUAACACUAAGGGACCAGAAGGUGGCAGCCUUGAAAGCUGAAGUGGAGCAUUUGAUGACCAUGUGUAACACCCACCGUGAGGAGCUGCAGAAACAGUUGGUGCAAGCGCAGGCUGACAAGGAGGCCAUGGCUGAAAUUGGGAAGACCUUUGAGGGCGAGCUGACACGCUUGGGUUGUCUGCAGGAAAGUUUAGCUGUGUCAGAGGAAGAGAAGAAUACCCUGCAGACUGAGAAAACAAAAUUAGAAGAGGAGAUUUCAAGGUUAAAGGGCAUUGAGGGUGAAAGAGCAAAUCUAGUCAAAGAAAAAGACAUAUUAGAUGUAGAAUUAAAAAAACUGAAGAUGCUUGAAACUGAACAUUUCAAUUUAUUGCAAGAAAAAAAUAAGCUUAAGGAAGAGCAUGAAAAAAAUAUUGAAAACUUUAGAGCAGAGAAAGACCAGUUGAUCCAGGUGAAGAGCAAAAUGGAAGAAGAAUUACGUAGUCUGAGGAAGUCGGAAGAGGAGAGGUCUAGACUGGGUGGAGAUGUUCAAAGACUGGAGACUGAGCUAACAAAAAUGACACAGAUUCAGGAAAAUAACUCCACAUUAACAUCAGAACUGGAGAAAAUUAAAGAAGAAAAAGGAAACCUCCUCUCUGAUAUAAAAGUUAAGCAGGAGGAACUAACACUUAAAAAACAAUUGGAGGAGGACAAUAUACGAUUAAGCUCGAGCCUGAAGAGUUCUGUUGAAGAAAAGAACAAGCUCCUGAUCGAUAUACAGAGACUUGAAACAGAGGCAGCCAACAGAGUGAAAGAUCUUAAGAGUGAUUAUAAUACAGUUAAGGACACAGUGAAGAAAUUAGAGCAAGAGAAAAUGAAGAUAGAUGAGGAAAAGGUAAAGCUGAAGGAAGAAGUUAAGAAAUUAAGAUUAGUGGAGGAAGAGAAGAGAGACUUAGAAUCAAAGAAUAUAGUUCUCGCCCAGAAUAUGGAGGAGCUUAAACUCAGUCAUGAGGGACGUGUUGGUGAGCUUGAAGUAGAGAAGUUUAAUCUGGUGGAAGAUGUUGUCAGUCUACAAAACCAGGUAUCUGCACUCAAGACGGAGAUUGUUGAAGCCACUAAGAAAGUUAAAGAGUCUGAGGCAGAUGUAGAAACUACGAGCAUUCUCCGUGCAAAAGUGAAUCUCCUGGAAACAGAGAAGCGGAGACUUGAAAACAAGAUAGUUGAUCUUCGGGUCCAGGUAGCAUCAACAGAGAUCAGCAAUAGUGACUCAGAUAAUUUUGUAAAAGAAAUGAAGGAAGAGAGAGAUCAGUUUGAGGGACAAGUCAAUUUCCUCAACUCUGUAAUUGUAGAUAUGCAGAGAAAAAAUGAUGAACUUAAGUCCCGUAUUGAGAUCUUUGAGCUUGGGAAUGUAUCUGAUGACACCAAGGCCAAUAUGAAUGGAAUCAGUCCCGCUGGGCGUCAUGUAGUGGCACCGAGGAUGUACUGUGAUAUAUGUGACUGCUUUGAUGCCCAUGAUACAGAGGAUUGUCCAAAACAGGCUUCUUCAGACUCUCCUCCUCCUUCUCAACACCAUGGACAGAGAGGUUCCACCAGAUCCUACUGUGAUACUUGUGAAGUGUUUGGACAUGAAACUGGUGACUGCAGUGAUGAAACCUUCUAAUGAGGCUGUGAAUAUAUAAGACUAAGAUGUUAUGGAUGUUCACAAAUAAACAUUAUAUUUUUAACAAGAACUAAUCAAAAAGUUUCAAAUCGAAUCGUCCACAUUAUAUAUAUAUAUAUAUAUAUAU